Molecule: messenger RNA, 381 nt
Organism: Hibiscus syriacus
Lineage: Eukaryota; Viridiplantae; Streptophyta; Magnoliopsida; Malvales; Malvaceae
Product: DNA (cytosine-5)-methyltransferase DRM1A-like
Exons: 3
Coding region: 1-381 (126 amino acids)
Cellular component (GO): nucleus
Molecular function (GO): DNA (cytosine-5-)-methyltransferase activity
Source: RefSeq, a predicted model, not a curated record
AUGGCUUAUCAUCUUUCGGUUUUAAAAGACAUGUUCCCCAGGGGUAUCAAUGUUCUGUCUCUUUUCUCUGGGAUCGGUGGUGUAAAGAUUUCCCUUUACCGGCUCAGCAUACCUUUAAAAGCAGAUGUGCAAGAACUGAAUGAUGAUCGGUUGGAGCAAUUGAUAAGUAGAUUUGGUGGAUUUGCCCUUGUUUUUGGUGGCAUCUCGUGUUUAGUGGUUUUUAUAACCACCACCAAGCUCGCCUUGGACUGGAUAAUAGAGGUCAUUGCGAGACUUCAGCGAGGCUGGCAUCGUGGUAGUAGCAGCGUCGGUAGCGGCUGUUUGGACCAUCUGGCAGUGGAGGCAUCGGCUGGAAUGGCUUCAGAGGCGGCGGUGGAUUAG